GUAUACCCUAGGCCUGCGCCAGGUUCUCCUUUCUCUUUCCCGUUCAAUCUCCGAUCAUGGUGCGCCUGUUCCUGCUCGACUACGGCGCAGGCAAUGUGCACUCCAUCGCCAACUCGAUAACGAAACUCGGCCACGAGUUCGAGUGGAUCAGCCACCCGGACGACUUCCGCAAGGCCACAACUCUUGUCUUCCCCGGCGUAGGCGCAUUCGAGACAGCCAUAGAACAUCUUUCGGCAAAGGGCCUGCUGCAACCUUUACGCGACUACAUUGACUCGGGGAAACCCUACUUUGGGAUAUGUAUUGGCAUGCAGGUCCUUUUCCAGUCCUCGACGGAGUCACCGUCCGUCCGGGGACUUGGGUGUGUCCCUGCGCCAAUUGAGGAAUUUUCUAAUGAAGACAAAUCCGUCCCCCAUAUGGGCUGGAACUCUAUAGAGUUCAUGGACCCAGAAGACACAGAGCAUUACGAGGGCAUGGACCAGUCCUCCCAUUACUACUUCGUACACUCCUACCGGGCAAAGUACGACGAGUCAAAUUUAGAGGCGGCGCAAUGGGUCCAUUCGACCGCUCAAUACGGCCGGGAGGUCUUUGUGGCCUCCGUGCGCAGAGGCAACGUCUUUGGCGUUCAGUUCCAUCCAGAAAAGUCCGGAGUCGCAGGUCUCAAGAUCCUGGAUACAUGGCUGAGAGAAUCCGAAUCUGCACAGGCGUCCGCACCGACAGCCGUACCGCGAGGACUACGGCCUCCCAGAGCUCGCGACGGACUGACAAAACGGAUCAUUGCUUGCAUGGACGUCCGCGCAAAUGACGACGGCGACUUGGUUGUCACAAAAGGCGACCAAUACGACGUCCGCGAAAAGGUCCUACCUGCUGCUGCCUCUUCUUCAGACGCCGUGCAGGCGAAAACAGCGGGUGCUGUGCGCAACCUCGGCAAGCCCGUGGCCUUGGCAGAGCAGUACUUCGCUGCAGGCGCAGAUGAGUUGUGUCUCCUCAAUAUCACUUCGUUCCGUCACUCCCCAUUACAUGACCAGCCAAUGCUAGCGGUCGUGCGUGCCGCAGCUGCGCGGGUUUUCGUUCCCCUCACCAUCGGCGGUGGGAUAAAAGACACAGUCGACCCGGACGGCACGAAGCGAUCGGCGCUCGAGGUGGCCGGGGAAUACUUCCGAGCAGGUGCUGACAAGGUCAGUAUCGGCAGCGAAGCAGUUUACGCUGUGGAACGCCUGCUCGAAUGUGGCGGGAAAGGCGACGGGACAAGCGCUAUCGAGACGAUAGCGAGGGUAUAUGGGCGGCAGGCGGUCGUUGUUUCUAUCGACCCCAAGCGCGUGUACGUCGACGACCCCUCCUCCUAUCCAGGGCCGUACAAGUCGGAACUUGUCUAUGGCAAGCCCGAUGGGCUGGAGAAGGAGAAGGGGAAGGCGUGGUGGUACCAAUGUACCGUCUCAGGUGGACGGGAAGCACGUCCGCUCUCUGUUGUGCAGCUUGCUCAGGGAGUAGAGAAACUCGGCGCUGGGGAGAUUCUAGUGAACAGUAUCGAUCGCGAUGGUACUGGUCUAGGGUUCGACCUAGCCUUGGUCAGACUGGUCAAGCAAAAUGUCCGAAUACCAGUGGUGGCAAGCAGUGGGGCCGGCAAGGCCGAGCACUUUGUGGAGGUGUUCGAGCAGACAGAUGUUGAGGCCGCUUUGGCUGCGGGAAUCUUCCACCGCGGAGUAGUCCAAAUCGCGGAGGUGAAGGCUGCGUUACAAGAAGCCGGUAUCCAGGCUCGUAGAUGA
Molecule: messenger RNA, 1763 nt
Organism: Gloeophyllum trabeum ATCC 11539
Lineage: Eukaryota; Fungi; Basidiomycota; Agaricomycetes; Gloeophyllales; Gloeophyllaceae
Product: imidazole glycerol phosphate synthase HisHF
Exons: 2
Coding region: 57-1763 (568 amino acids)
Biological process (GO): L-histidine biosynthetic process
Molecular function (GO): oxo-acid-lyase activity; imidazoleglycerol-phosphate synthase activity
Source: RefSeq, a predicted model, not a curated record